CAAACUAAUUCUCCUACAGCGUACAGCGUUUGAAAAAUUUUAUAGGAGUUUGGCCAAAACAAAAUAAAAACCAAAGCAGAAAUUGAUAGAUGCUACCAUACUCAACUGCUCAGUAACCUGCGUGCCGUUUCAGGGGUAGUUCCUUCAAGCCCCGAAUGCCUUACUGAAAAAUGCCUACUAAGCGUUGAAGUUUUUCUCCUCUGUGAACACCGUGUGGUCCAUUGGCCAGGCUGCUGUGCCGAGUGCUUUAAACACAUCAUCUCAUCACAUUCCUAUGGCAAAUUAGAAGGUCAGUUUUUCUUUUCGAUUGAAAAAAACAAAAAUUUAGGAAGAUUAAGUGACAUGGCCAAUAUCAUAGAGCUAAUGAGUAAUGAAACCAGAAAUAAUCCAGUCAGACUUCUGACUUUUACUCGAGAAGGGCAAAGUCAGACGAAGAGAACUCAGUCCCUCUUAAUAGCUAAAAACAGAUGGGGAGGGUAGACCGACCUCCCUGGGAGGACUUCCCUCUCCUUGGUUUGGUUUCCCACCUGGCUGUGGAUAUUGUCUAGUGGAAAUCUACCUGUGGGUUUGUCUAAUUAGACUGAAUGACAAGACUUACCAUCACUAAUCAUCUGUUCCUGGUACCCAUCUCAGCGCCCUGCGCAUAAUAGGUGCUUAACAAACAUAUCCUUUCUGCUCUGUCUCCUGCUGACAAUCUCCGAUUGUUGCAGUUAGGUCUGUGCAUUGGCAAUCUUUUUUUUUUUUCCCCCUGGAAGAGUAGAGCUAGGGAAGAGAAAAAAAAUUCUGUCCUUUCAUAUCCAAUUGCCUUUGAGGAGCUGGGAAGAGAGCAAUUCACACCUGAUUAUCUGACGUCAGAUAAAUUAGCAGCACCUGAAUUGCUGGGCAGUCAGACGCUAGAGCUCCCUCCGGCCCGACCAGCCAGCUUUGCCUCAGCUCGGGGGCCAUGCUUCCUGCCCUGCCAGGCCUGGCGCUCGGCCUCCUGUUAGCUCUGGCCUUGGGCCAGACCUUACAGUUCCAAGAACAUGUCUUUCUCCAGUUUUUAGGCUUAGACAAGGUGCCUUCACCCAAGAAGUUCCAGCCUGUGCCUUCUAUCUUGAAGCGAAUUUUCCAGGAUCAAGAGGCAGCAGCAACCACUGGUGUCUCUCAAGACUUAUGCUCCGUGCAGGAGCUGGGUGUCCGUGGGAACGUACUCCGGCUUCUCCCGGAUCGAGGUUUCUUUCUUUACUCCAAGAGCCCUUCCCAAGCCUCCUGCUGCCUAAAGAGGCUUCUUUCCUUUAACCUGCCUGCCAUUAGUGUGCUGGUGGUGACCCUCCACCCGGAGCAGUGCCGCCCUUCUUCCCGCACCAGGAGGGCGGCCAUCCCUGCCUCUCGGGCUUCCUGCAAGAGCCUCUGCCACCGGCACCAGCUCUUCAUCAACUUCCGGGACCUGGGUUGGCACAAGUGGAUCAUUGCCCCCAAGGGUUUCAUGGCAAAUUACUGCCAUGGAGAUUGUCCUUUCUCACUGACCACUGCCCUCAACAGCUCCAAUUACGCCUUCAUGCAAGCGCUGAUGCACGCGGUUGACCCGGAGGUUCCGCAGGCUGUGUGCAUUCCCACCAAGCUGUCCCCCAUUUCCAUGCUCUAUCAGGACAACGAUGACAAUGUCAUUCUCCGGCAUUAUGAAGACAUGGUGGUUGACGAGUGUGGGUGUGGGUAGUCUGUCAGAAACAGAACAGGAGGCAUGUUCUCCGGUAAAUGUUAGAAUAAAACUGUAUGUCUGGUUUAUGAGCUAUUGGA
This is a messenger RNA of Vicugna pacos (alpaca), 1776 nucleotides long. NCBI's taxonomy places the organism in Eukaryota, Metazoa, Chordata, Mammalia, Artiodactyla, Camelidae. The record is from RefSeq and is a predicted model, not a curated record.